UCGUUGAUCUACUUCGCUAAGCAGCGUUAAAAUGCGCCAUUUUUAAUUGAGAACACUGUUUGUUACUUCCUGGAUAUAUAGAAUCGCCGUGAUUCCUAAACUUCUUCCGCGACUUUUUAAAGCAGCCAUUUGAAACAAAAGUAAAACUUUUUCAUACUAUUGCAUUAUUAUAAAGCAAAUGGAGAUGCGUUUUUCUUCCUCUUUUGAGUUGAUUUCUCUUUUUCCGCUAUCGAUUGCACUUAUUAGAACAAAUGUCAACUUUUGGAAUAGCAUUAAGGGAUCUCAUAUUGAAUCUUUUUACCAUUGCCGCAAACUGCAUUUGUUUGCCUUUUGCGGUUUGGUCGUGUAUUAAAUCCUUCUUCGCAGCGUUUAAACCCACACGGCCAUUAAAACCAAGAGUAGUAGCCAUUACUGGCGCCAAUUCUGGUAUCGGUGAAGGCAUUGCCUAUGCUUAUGCUAAGGAUAAAGCUUCUCUAAUACUAUUAGCGCGUAAUAUGGAACGUUUGGAGAAAGUAGCCAAAGCGUGUCGUGAUUUAGGCUCACCCGAUGUUAAGGUCGUGCAGAUGGAUGUAUCGGAUACCAAAUCUGUUGCUGCCUUUUUUGAUGAGAAAACCAUUGAGUAUGGCAUUGAUCUUUUUAUUGCCAAUGCUGGUAUUGCUACUGUGCCGAAUACGGGUGUGCUCAAUCAAGCAGAACAAAUUCUACAAAUCAAUACGAUGGGUGCUAUUGCUGGUAUCAAUAGUGUUUUCAAAGCUAUGAAAAAGAGAGGUAAAGGAGGUCAAAUUGCUGCGGUUUCUUCUGUCUGUGGAUUUUUCAACCCGCCGCUUUUGCUCAGUUAUGGAGCCUCCAAGGCGGCUGUUAUGAGCUAUUGCCGUGAUUUACGCGUGUUAGGCAAAGAAAAUGGUAUUACAGUGAAUACGAUUGCUCCAGGUUAUAUCGCAACCACCAUGACGGCUGGUUGGUCCAGGAACAACAAGUUCUUCUUUUUAACUCCUGAUUAUUUUGGAGAAAGAGUCAAAGAACAGUUGGCUAGAGAUGUACCUCUAAUAUCUCAACCUUUUCAUCAGUACUUUGCGUUUGCAUUGAUUUCAAGCUUGCCACCAGCAGCGAAGCUAUGGGUCUCUGAAUUUUUGCACAAGCAAAUCAGCUGACAGUAUGUAUUUAUUUACAGAGAAGAUUUUUGCUUUGUGUAACGAAUUCAGGAAACUGUGAGAGUGAGUAAGUGUAUGU
This is a messenger RNA of Mycotypha africana, 1230 nucleotides long. RefSeq lists its product as uncharacterized. The transcript has 4 exons. Gene Ontology annotation, molecular function: oxidoreductase activity. Lineage: Eukaryota; Fungi; Mucoromycota; Mucoromycetes; Mucorales; Mycotyphaceae. The record is from RefSeq and is a predicted model, not a curated record. The coding region runs from base 252 to 1151 and encodes 299 amino acids.